AUGGAGAGGAGGCUGCUCGAAUAUCCUGACGGUUACCUGCACAUCGCCAUUCGCGGCCUGCAUCUCCCUCUCCGAUCCAAACCAGUCGCCUUCGAUCCCCCUUGCGAACUUAUCUUUAUGAUUGCAGCAGCAACAUACCUGAUCUUCAUAGAUGUCGGCGAGGAUGAGACCGAAUACACGUGGUUCCUACGCUACUCUGAAUUGGGCUUAACCGACUUCCUGAAGGCAUUUCGCGUCGGUCAGAUCCAAAUGGAAAGAUCACUAUGCUACUGCUGCAUGCUCGACAGAGAUGCGUUGGGACAUGAUGAAGCAUGGUUUGAUGACUGGGACGUCGCUUGGCAGGGCUUACAAGGAGGUGGAAACUGGAUUCCGUAUGCUGUUGUGGACUGUUUGAAACGAUUGUGCCUCUAG
Molecule: messenger RNA, 411 nt
Organism: Dacryopinax primogenitus
Lineage: Eukaryota; Fungi; Basidiomycota; Dacrymycetes; Dacrymycetales; Dacrymycetaceae
Exons: 1
Coding region: 1-411 (136 amino acids)
Source: RefSeq, a predicted model, not a curated record